This is a messenger RNA of Tarenaya hassleriana, 1020 nucleotides long. Its product is annotated as ras-related protein RABH1b-like. Gene Ontology annotation, molecular function: GTPase activity; GTP binding. The coding region runs from base 177 to 803 and encodes 208 amino acids. The record is from RefSeq and is a predicted model, not a curated record. Lineage: Eukaryota; Viridiplantae; Streptophyta; Magnoliopsida; Brassicales; Cleomaceae. The transcript is spliced from 6 exons.
CCAUUUUAAGAAAAUAAAAAACAAACACUCUUUUACAGCAUAAGCAGGUCCAGGGCAAGAGGCGACGGGAUCUCUCACCUUCCGACGAUCUCUCCGGUAAAUCUCCAUACCGCCAGCGAGAUCCCGACGUGUUCGCAAUCUAUCUCUCAGAUCCUUGUCGGUAGAUCCUGCCAAUCAUGGCUCCUGUCUCGGCUCUGGCCAAGUACAAGCUCGUGUUCUUGGGAGAUCAGUCCGUUGGCAAGACAAGUAUCAUCACUCGCUUCAUGUACGACAAAUUCGACAACACAUACCAGGCCACAAUCGGUAUUGAUUUUCUAUCCAAGACAAUGUAUCUUGAAGAUCGAACUGUCAGAUUGCAGCUCUGGGAUACUGCUGGGCAGGAGAGAUUCAGGAGUCUUAUUCCAAGCUAUAUUAGGGACUCGUCUGUUGCCGUCAUUGUGUUUGAUGUUGCAAGCAGGCAGUCCUUCCUAAACACUUCUAAGUGGAUCGAGGAGGUUAGGAGUGAGCGUGGCAGUGAUGUCAUAGUUGUGCUUGUGGGAAACAAAACAGACCUUGUGGACAAGAGGCAAGUAUCAAUAGAGGAAGGAGAAGCCAAGGCUCGGGAGCUUAAUGUAAUGUUUAUCGAAACCAGUGCCAAAGCAGGCUUCAACAUAAAGGCGCUUUUCCGCAAGAUAGCGGGAGCUUUGCCCGGAAUGGAGACAUUGUCUUCAACGAAGCAAGAAGACAUGGUCGAUGUCAAUCUCAAGUCUUCCAACGCAAAUGCCUCUCAGGCACAUCAACAACCCGGAGGAUGUUCUUGUUAAUGGCACAAACAAAUCAAUAACAAGGGAAAAAAGUCCCAACGAAAGAAGGAAAAAAGAAAAAGAACUCCAUCUGUAAAAUUUUGUCUGCUUCCAUUUUCCAACCUAUAUGCACUGUUUUAUUGUCCUAACAUGAUCUUGGACUCUUGUUUAGUACUCGUGUGCUGGAUUUCACAGUUUGAAGUGUCGGCGGUUAAGAUGUUUUGAUUGGUUUGGAUCU